AUGCUCGCCUCACGGAUAGCAAGGCCUUGUGUCCGGCAAUAUGGCCAAUUCAUGCAACCGCUCAAAGUCUGCUACUCCAGCACUGCGGCGACAGAGAAGACCUACGAGUAUCUGAAGGUCUCGACACCACGGACGGGAGUUGCAUUGAUCCAACUCCACCGUCCCAAAGCCCUCAACGCCCUCUUCACCCCGCUUAUCCGCGAACUCAACACCACCCUCCGCGAGCUCGACUCGGACCCCUCCGUCGGCGCUACCGUUCUUACAGGCUCCGAGAAAGCUUUCGCUGCUGGGGCUGAUAUCCUUGAGAUGCGCGACAAAUCCUUCGCUGACGCCUACGGCAACGACUUCAUUGAGAGUUGGAGCGAGCUGUACAAUACCAUCCGCAAACCCGUCAUUAGCGCUGUCAACGGCCACGCGUUGGGAGGUGGAUGCGAGUUGGCGAUGAUGUGUGAUAUCCUGUACUGUUCUCAGAAGGCCAACUUUGGUCAGCCGGAGAUCAAGCUGGGAGUAAUUCCUGGAGCUGGCGGGAGUCAGCGAUUGACGAGGGCGAUUGGAAAGAGCAGGGCUAUGGAGUUGAUCCUGACCGGCAAGAACUUUUCCGGGCAGGAGGCGUAUGACUGGGGUCUGGCGGCGAGGGUGUUUGAGACGCCGGAGAAGUGUGUGGAGGGAGCGCUGGACACUGCGGAGACAAUCGCGGGGUACAGCAAGAUAGCUGUCAAGGCGUGUAAGGAGGUUGUGAAUAAGAGCCAGGAUCUUGGGAUUAAGGAGGGAGUGGAGUUUGAGAGGAGGGUAUUCCAUGGCCUGUUCGGGAGCGAGGACCAGAAGAUUGGCAUGGAGGCGUUUGCGGAAAAGAAGAAGCCCGAGUGGACGCAUAGAUGA
Molecule: messenger RNA, 879 nt
Organism: Saxophila tyrrhenica
Lineage: Eukaryota; Fungi; Ascomycota; Dothideomycetes; Mycosphaerellales; Extremaceae
Exons: 2
Coding region: 1-879 (292 amino acids)
Biological process (GO): fatty acid beta-oxidation
Cellular component (GO): mitochondrion
Molecular function (GO): enoyl-CoA hydratase activity
Source: RefSeq, a predicted model, not a curated record